UUAGCAUAUUCCGGUUGAAAGCGGAAGCAGCCUCACGGUGUUUCUCCUGAACAGUGGAGGGAGGAGAGUUACCGAGGAAUAAGUGUUGGGAUUGGGAGUCAGGUCGCCAACAUGUCUCGGGGCUCCAUUGAAAUCCCUCUUCGGGAUACUGACGAGGUCAUUGAGCUUGACUUCGAUCAGUUACCCGAAGGAGAUGAAGUUAUCAGUAUCCUCAAGCAGGAACACACCCAGCUGCACAUCUGGAUUGCUCUGGCACUGGAAUAUUACAAACAAGGCAAGACGGAGGACUUUGUCAAAUUGCUCGAAGCAGCCAGAAUAGAUGGAAACUUGGACUAUAGAGACCAUGAGAAAGAUCAGAUGACGUGUCUGGAUACCCUGGCAGCUUACUAUGUACAGCAGGCCAGGAAAGAGAAGAAUAAAGAUGCCAAGAAAGAGCUCAUUACCCAGGCCACCUUGCUGUACACAAUGGCAGACAAAAUUAUCAUGUAUGACCAGAACCACUUGUUGGGGCGAGCCUGUUUCUGUCUGCUGGAAGGAGAUAAAAUGGACCAGGCAGAUGCCCAGUUUCAUUUCGUUCUUAACCAGUCAACAAAUAACAUCCCAGCCCUUCUAGGUAAGGCAUGCAUCUCUUUCAACAAGAAAGACUACAGAGGUGCAUUGGCAUACUAUAAGAAGGCACUACGUACCAAUCCUGGUUGCCCAGCUGAGGUGCGGUUAGGUAUGGCCCACUGCUUCGUGAAGCUCAGCAAACUGGAGAAAGCUCGUCUGGCAUUCGGCAGAGCUCUGGAGCUCAAUUCAAAGUGUGUGGGUGCUUUAGUUGGAUUAGCUGUUCUGGAACUAAACAGCAAAGAAGCAGAUUCUAUUAAAAAUGGUGUCCAGCUUCUCUCAAGAGCCUACACCAUUGACCCCAGUAAUCCCAUGGUUUUGAAUCAUUUGGCUAAUCAUUUCUUCUUUAAAAAGGAUUACAGUAAAGUGCAGCAUUUGGCUCUUCAUGCGUUUCAUAACACAGAGGUGGAAGCUAUGCAGGCAGAGAGUUGCUACCAGCUUGCAAGAUCUUUCCACGUGCAGGAGGACUAUGAUCAGGCUUUUCAGUAUUAUUACCAGGCAACUCAGUUUGCCUCCUCCACAUUUGUGCUGCCCUUCUUUGGCCUGGGACAGAUGUACGUGUAUAGACGGGACAAAGAGAAUGCAGCGCAGUGCUUUGAAAAGGUUUUGAAAGCUUAUCCCAAUAACUACGAGACCAUGAAGAUUCUUGGGUCCCUGUAUGCUGCCUCUGAGGACCAGGAAAAGAGAGAUAUUGCAAAGGGCCAUCUGAAGAAAGUAUCUGAGCAGUACCCGGAUGAUGUGGAGGCUUGGAUUGAGCUGGCACAAAUCCUUGAGCAGACGGAUAUUCAGGGUGCCCUCUCUGCCUAUGGAACAGCCACCCGGAUCCUGCAGGAGAAGGUGCAGGCAGACGUACCUCCUGAGAUCCUGAACAAUCUGGGGGCUCUGCACUUCAGACUUGGAAACUUGGGGGAAGCAAAGAAAUACUUUUUGGCUUCUCUGGAACGUGCCAAAGCAGAAGGAGAGCAUGAUGAGCAUUACUACAAUGCAAUCUCUGUGACCACUUCCUAUAAUCUGGCCAGACUUUAUGAGGCCAUGAAUGAAUUCCAUGAAUCAGAAAAACUUUACAAGAAUGUCUUAAGGGAGCAUCCUAAUUAUGUGGAUUGCUAUUUACGGCUGGGGGCGAUGGCCAGAGACAAGGGGAACUUUUAUGAAGCGUCCGACUGGUUCAAAGAGGCUCUACAGAUUAACCAGGACCAUCCAGAUGCUUGGUCUCUAAUAGGAAAUCUUCAUUUGGCCAAACAAGAAUGGGGUCCGGGCCAGAAGAAGUUUGAGAGGAUCCUUAAACAACCUUCCACUCAGAAUGACACAUACUCCAUGUUGGCUCUGGGCAAUGUAUGGCUUCAGACCCUCCACCAGCCAACCAGAGACAGGGAAAAGGAAAAGCGACAUCAGGAUCGUGCUUUGGCCAUCUAUAAACAAGUGCUGCGAAAUGACUCCAAGAACUUGUAUGCUGCUAAUGGCAUAGGUGCUGUCCUUGCACAUAAGGGAUAUUAUCGUGAGGCCCGGGAUGUUUUUGCCCAGGUUAGGGAAGCUACAGCAGAGAUCAGCGAUGUCUGGUUGAACCUGGCACACAUCUAUGUGGAGCAGAAACAGUACAUCAGUGCAGUACAGAUGUAUGAAAACUGCCUGAAAAAGUUCUACAAACAUCAGAACACGGAGGUGUUGCUUUACUUGUCUCGGGCCUUAUUCAAAUGUGGCAAACUACAGGAGUGCAAGCAUACCCUGCUCAAGGCGCGGCAUGUUGCCCCUAAUGACACUGUGCUGAUGUUUAACGUGGCUUUAGUACUGCAGAGACUGGCUACGCUAGUGCUGAAAGAUGAGAAGAGUAACCUAAAGGCUGUACUCUGUGCUGUCAAAGAGCUUGAACUAGCCCACAGGUAUUUUAGUUACCUCAGCAAAGCUGGAGACAAGAUGAGAUUUGACUUGGUGCUUGCUUCAACUGAAGCCAGGCAGUGUUCGGAUUUGCUCAGCCAGGCGCAGUACCAUGUGGCUCGUGCCCGCAAGCAGGAUGAAGAGGAGAAGGAGCUUCGGUCUAAACAAGAACAGGAAAGGGAGGUUCUCCGGGCACAACAAUUCAAACAGAUGGAAGAUAAGCGUAAUAAGGAGGUUGAAGAGCAGAAGAAGUUGCUGGAGCAGAGAGCACAGUACGUGGAGAAGACCAGGAACCUCCUGUCGUUUGCAAACGGAGGCAAGGAAAUCAAAGAGAAGAAGAGAGGAGGUGGAGGCGGCAGGCGUUCCAAGAAAGCGUCUGAAUUUGACGAGUUUGUUAAUGAUGACUCUGAUGAGGAUUUGCCUUCAAAGAAGAAAAAGAGGAGGAAGGGAGGCAGUGGAAGUGAUCAAGAGGAGGCUGAUGAUGGAGAGAAGAAACCAAGGAAGAGGAGAAGACCACAAAAGGAUGAGGAUGGAAGUGAUGAUGAGGAAGGUUCCUCAAGACCUAAGAAACAACGCAAGCCUAGAGAACGCAAGAGAAUUGAGAAGCCUGAUCGUAUGCCGCCUUCAUUGAAAGGGAAGAUCAAGUCGAAGGCAAUAAUUUCCUCUUCAGAGUCUUCAGAUGAGGAUGGACUUAAAAUUGCUGAGGACCGAAAUCCAAGAGACAGUGGAUCUGAGGAUGACGAUGACAAUGAACAAUCGCACAGGAAGCGCAUCGUGUCGGAGAGCGAGUCUGAUGAAGAGAGGAAGAAGUCUGGCAGUGAGGCAGCAGGAAGCCCUCAAAGGUCUGGUAGCCAGAGAUCCGAUGACGAUUCUGGCAGCGAUCAGCCGGUUAGGAAGAGGAAACAGCAGUCAGAAUCGGACCAGUCCGAUAACGAUUCUGUUCGAUCCAAAAAAAGCUGCUCCGGGGGUUCAGAUGAUGAGUCCCGCCCAGCUUCUCCUGCUGCAGAUUCAGACAGGGUCUCUGAUAAUGAAGGCUCAGCAAGGGCAUCCGGAAACGAAUCCGAGCCAGAGAGGUCCAAUAACGAGGCUUCAGAUCACGGCUCUGAUGACAGUGACUAAAAAUGUGAAGAUGCAAAAUGUUGUACUUUUUGCAAACUAAGCUGAGAUAUGGAGUUUCCUGAUUUGGUUUAUGGAUAAUCUUAAACAUAGCUGAAAAGGACAUUUCAUGUAUUUUCUUUUACUAAAGAUGUGCAGCAGCAACACACAAUUCUGGAUUGGGGGGUGGGGGGUUAUGGCAAUUCUUUUUAGUUACAUGUUUUAGAAUCCUAUGAUGCUGUAACAAGUUUUUUUGGGGGGGUGUUUUCAUAUUCUGCAUAAAGGUAAAAUAGAAGAAGCAAUAUUUUGUAAGAAUAUUUAACAUCAGGCUUUUUUUUUUAAAAUAAAAUGUCAUUACAGUUUUAGGAUUAUCAGAAUAGUUACAAGAAGCCUCAACUGUAAAGCCCGUAAUCUGUGCUGCAUAUUCAGAAGUAAAAAUCUGUAGAUAAUAAAAUGUCAUCAUAAAUUAACAUAUUGGUGUUUAUGGGUUUUAUAAUGCCUGUGAGUAGCAGUGCUGAAUUUCUCUAACAACAGCCAUCUCAUGAAUCAUUCAUUUAAACAGAAGUAACAUUUAAUAAAUCAUGUAACU
Acipenser ruthenus (sterlet) is the source of this 4162-nucleotide messenger RNA. Its product is annotated as RNA polymerase-associated protein CTR9 homolog. Gene Ontology annotation, cellular component: Cdc73/Paf1 complex. The record is from RefSeq and is a predicted model, not a curated record. Gene Ontology annotation, biological process: regulation of DNA-templated transcription. Gene Ontology annotation, molecular function: RNA polymerase II complex binding. Lineage: Eukaryota; Metazoa; Chordata; Actinopteri; Acipenseriformes; Acipenseridae. Bases 112 to 3597 code for a protein of 1161 amino acids. The transcript is spliced from 24 exons.